Molecule: messenger RNA, 580 nt
Organism: Prorocentrum cordatum
Lineage: Eukaryota; Dinophyceae; Prorocentrales; Prorocentraceae
Source: the annotation of a GenBank genome assembly
UGGCACGGGCGUCGUGGAGCAGCAGUGCCACGGCCAGGCCGGCAGAGCAGUGCCCAUCGUCAGCGGCAGCUUCUGGGGGGCGGUGGGCGCCACGCCCAGCCUCGGCCGGAGCAGGUGUGGCAGUCGCCUCGGACGAGACUGUGGGGAGAGCGCUGCGGACACGGACUGGUGCCCCACUGGGACCGCAAGCGGGAGCGCCGCUGGCCAUCAGUCGGAGUCGGAGUCGGACUCCGUCGCCUCGGGCAGUCGCUGCUCCUGGGCGGAGAUGAGCGACGUUAGCCAGCCGUGCUUCCACUUCAGCACGAAGUCGGGUUGCCUCAACGGUACCAGCUGCAACUUCUGCCACUUCGCGCACGCGAUCAAGCCCAGGUCGCGGCCCAGCAAGGCCGCGAGGAUGCAGUGCAAGAGGCUGCUCGAGACGCUGGACAGCAAGGGCGAGGGCGACCUGCAUGCCGCUCUGGGACUGGCCGACGCCCUGGCGACGCGGCAGAACGUGGACGAGUACAUGCUCAGCCUCCUCAGGGCGAGGGGCCGGCAACAGGCGGCGGGCGAGGGCAGGAUGCUCGGCGACCCUCGCGGG